This is a messenger RNA of Gorilla gorilla gorilla (western lowland gorilla), 1512 nucleotides long. RefSeq lists its product as uncharacterized. Lineage: Eukaryota; Metazoa; Chordata; Mammalia; Primates; Hominidae. The transcript is spliced from 2 exons. The record is from RefSeq and is a predicted model, not a curated record. Bases 77 to 835 code for a protein of 252 amino acids.
AUAAGGAAACUGAGGCACAGAAGAAUCAGAUAACUGCCACAUUCACUGUGCUAGGAGGUGAUGGAACCUGGAUUGCAUGUCAAGAUCACACAGACUCCUCUACAGACCACCCAGGUGUGGAAACUGGAGCCCAGAGAGCAUAAGUAACCUGUCCAGAGACACACAACACACAAAUAGUGCGCUUCCAAAGCUCAUGCUCGCUCUGACCCAGGCCGCUGCUCAGAUAAAAAACUUACCGGAUGGGACAUGGUGGAGUAAGCACCCGAGAAACGGGUGCGAUUAUUCUUUUCUUCCUGCACCUUCAGGGCGGGCUGCACGAAGGCGGCGGCCAGGCCGUGUGCAUUCCCCGGAAGCUUUCUUAAUGCAAAGGGUCAGAGCGCGGCGGUCUGGGGCUGGAGCCGCUGCCCCCUCCACGUGCUCCCCGAUUCCCGCGCCUGGUGGUUCUCCCCGCACUCUGGCGCCGCAUCCCGCUGGCUCUCCGCUCCCAGCCCGUGCUGCCACGCUUGGGCGCCCCGCACUGGGGACAUCCCUCCCAGUUCUUCCCAGCCUCUCUGGGAGCCGGCGAGGGGGCUCCGCCAAGACGCCCCUGCUAGGCUGGCAGCCCGGGUGCUGGCCCCACUCCUGGCGAACCCGCCUCACCUCCUGGCGCUCCUGUUGCCGCUGCUUGCGCUGGCCCUCGGGUCGACCCCGGCCCGAAGCAGCCCGCAGGCGGCGCGCCCUGCGCCGGAGCCGGCCUUCCUGCCUCGGGGCCGAUUGCUUUCUUCUGGGAAUUGAGCCAGUUCCUGCUGGGUUGGGACGCCUGCUGGCAUCGGAGACCUCUAUUCACCGCCCGUAGUCUGCAUUCAUUCUUUCUUUCCAUGACCCAGCCUUACCCGACGGCCACCAGACGCCGCGCAGGCCUGGGUGGGGCGGCGCUCGGAGGACCCCAGCAGGCGCAUGGGCCAGGGCUGUGCUCUCCAAAACUGGCCAAGAGCCACAUCAUCUAAUCCUAAGAGAGAUGCAAGUCCUCUAAUGAUUAUCAGUAACUACGAGAUAAAUGCAAAUCAAAACCAUAAUGAGAUAUUGGAACAGGAAUUAAAAGAAAUUAAAGAGUGCAUAAGCAGAAACUCAGUUGUAUGUAAGAAAACUCAAUUCCCCCUGAGAAAGAGAAAGAGCUGGAGUCCUUUUAAAACUAACUGCCUAUUUUUCUGUGGCUAGUGAGCCUUCUCUCUCCUCCUUUCCCAGGCAUUGUGAAGACCCUGAUUCCCUAGCUGUGUAGCUGCAAGGUCACUAGACAGAUAAACUCAAGUAACAAAACAUGUUUUUCCUUGAAAAGUAAGAAAUGAUGUAAUGCAUGCCUCAAUUGAAUAACUGCCUUUGUUUCUCGCUUCUGUAGUAUGCUUCCCCCUGCACAGAUCUCCCUACCCCUACGAAAUGCUUAAAAGUUAACUUAACUCUUUGUUCAGUGCUCAGUCCUUUGCAUGUUAAUCCGACUGGGCCGGUGCACCUAAAUAAUUAAUAAAUAUCCUCCUG